Messenger RNA from Sinocyclocheilus anshuiensis, 1522 nucleotides. RefSeq names its product GTPase IMAP family member 8. The record is from RefSeq and is a predicted model, not a curated record. Bases 60 to 1286 code for a protein of 408 amino acids. Gene Ontology annotation, molecular function: GTP binding. The transcript has 4 exons. NCBI's taxonomy places the organism in Eukaryota, Metazoa, Chordata, Actinopteri, Cypriniformes, Cyprinidae.
CGUCAUGGGUGUCUGAAAACAGCAAAGAAAAGAGCGUUCAGACGUCUAGAAGUAAGGACAUGAUGACAGUGGUCCUGCUGGGGAAGAUAAGCAACAACAAGUGUCUCGUAGGGAACGCAAUUUUUCAAAAAGAUCAUUUCCGAUCAGAGAGGGUCCGCUGUGAGAAGAUCGUGGAUAAUGUUGGUGGUGAGAAGGUCUGUAUUAUCAACACUCCAGACCUUUUUCAUAAACCAAGCUCAUCAGAUCCAGAAGCUGACCGAAUGGACGAGCUGAAGCCAUCGUACGCAGGUCCACGUGUGUUCCUCCUUGUACUCCAGGACAGAAUGGUGUCACCAGAAGAGAUGGAGAUGUUUACUGAUGUAAAGAAGAAGCUUGGACAGAAAAUGGUUGAACAAACAAUUGUGCUGGUUAACGGUGAUAAAAAGGUAUCUUCAGCUUCAAUGGACACACCAUUGUCAUUCAAAAAAGGCAACGACAUAAUCCUGAAUGAGUGUGGAAGCAGACUGUGUGUUUACAGCAAACACAUGAAGAAUACUGAACUAAUCAAAGAACUGAUGAAAUACAAAGAAAGCAUGAAGAACCAAACAUCAGAAACUACAAGAGUAAGAGGGAUGCAUCUCAAUAAGGUGAUGCAAACACCAAAUAAAACAGUUAAGGUGGAUCAGCCAAAACCUUUGACCAUCGUGCUGCUGGGACAGACAGGAUGUGGGAAGAGUGCUACAGGAAAUACAAUCUUAAAAAAGCACCAUUUUGAAUCACAUGCCAGUUCUGUGCCAGUAACAAAGGAGUGCCAGAUGGCAGAGGACACUGUUCAUGAAAUGAGGAUUAGGGUUAUAGACACUCCAGAUUUCUUUAAUGAAGACCUUAAAAACCAGGAAGAACAGAUAAAGAAGUGCAAAGAGCUCGCUCAGCCAGGGCCUGAUGUGUAUUUGCUGGUCAUGCAGCUUGGCCGUUUCACAGAGGGCGAGAGAGAGGUUCUCCCACAUCUGAAGAGAGAGUUUGGCGAGGAUGUGACUUUAAAGACUCUAAUUCUUUUCACGGGUAAAGAGAAGCUGAAGAACAGGACUUUAACUGAUUACAUCAAUGGUAGCGACACAGAACUUCAGGAACUGAUCAAAACCUGUCAUUCAAGAUGUCGCGCAUUUAACAACAACAAUGAGAAAUCCAGUCAUCAGGUGAAAAAACUUCUGGAUCUCAUUUCUGACAUGCAGGAAAAUAGUGCCAUAGCAAGCCAUCACGGUCAUAGAAAGAAGCAUAAGGAGAACAAAGAAUGCAGUAUCUUGUAAGUUUAAGUGUGUGUAUGUGCACAACUAUAAUUGGAGAACCUUUUCUAAAAAUGCAUAAGUUUUAUUAUGGUUAAUCUACAGUUGGUAUAAUUGUGUAAGGUGUAAUAUUAGGGACUGUUAGAAGCAUAUUUAAUUGUACCUUUAUUUACUGUGAACUACUAAAAAUGUCUUGGAUAGUGGAUAUGUAAUGGUGAUUAUACUGAAAAGAAAGUGAAAUAUUUAAAUAAAUAAUAAAA